Molecule: messenger RNA, 9487 nt
Organism: Hippopotamus amphibius kiboko
Lineage: Eukaryota; Metazoa; Chordata; Mammalia; Artiodactyla; Hippopotamidae
Gene: AKAP10
Product: A-kinase anchoring protein 10
Exons: 14
Coding region: 839-2725 (628 amino acids)
Biological process (GO): intracellular protein localization
Cellular component (GO): plasma membrane
Molecular function (GO): protein kinase A binding
Source: RefSeq, a predicted model, not a curated record
UGAGGCGAUUGGCCUACCUAACUUCUGAAUCUGUACCAGGCUAAAAAAUUCCAUACCUGUACUCUGAUUUAUGACAGUAUAUAGUCUGUGCUUACAUUCACUGACUUAACUUUAGAAUAAUACAGACACAGUAGGGAAACAGGCCCUCAAGAAGUUUGCAGUCUGAUUAGAAGGACAAACUUAGACACAGAGCAGUAGCAAAUAAACCAAAAUAAUACUAGCUACGGUUUAUUGAACACUCUUCUGUUCUAGGUGUUAGACAAAAACCGUGGCUGUAACAGUGAACAGUAAAGCCUUGGAUCUGGAUCCUGCCCUCGUUGAACUUACAGAGUGGUGGUGGUGGGGGAAGGGGGUGAAUCAGAUGAUGCCAGAGAUGGCUUGGGCCAGGUGGUAGUGAUGGAGGUAGAGAGAUCUGGGCAGGCCACUGUGGCAGGCAAAAUGGAUGGAGCCUCGUUCUUGGUUACGUAUGAGGUGUAAGGGAGAGGAAGUUGAGGUGGGUACCUGGCUUUCUGGCUUGCCUGACACUGACGGGUAGAGAACCAAACUGGGGAAGUAUAUGUUUGGUUUUGGUAUGCUGGGUGGGAGGUGCUCUUGAGACAUCAUUUACAUAUGUUACCUCACCCACACAAUAAUUCUGGAGGCUGGGUUUUUAACCAGAGAUAGAAGAGUGAUUUUGUAGAGUCGAGCAGAUCAUGGUUGGAAUCCUGCCUGUUGAAAUGACUCUUUACUACCUCAUUGACUUAGGGCAAAGCACUUAACUUUUUUCUAUUUGUGUAUUCAUCUCCAAAAUGAGGAAAAUGCUGGUCUUGCAAGAUUGUUGUGAGAGAGAAAUGAAAUAAUGUACCCCCAGAAAAUGUACAUCAAGAGACUAGUCCAGUGCCCCAUACAUACUUCAAUAUCCGUACAUUCCCCACAAAAAAGCACUAAAAAUCAUGCCUUGCUGGAGGCUGCAGGACCCAGUCACGUUGCAAUCAACGCCAUUUCUGCCAACAUGGACUCCUUUUCAAGCAGCAGGACGGCAGCUCUUAAGAAGCAGCCCAGCCACAUGGAGGCCGCUCAUUUUGGUGACCUGGGCAGAUCUUGUCUGGACUACCAGACUCAAGAGACCAAAUCGAGUCUUUCAAAGACCCUGGAGCAAGUCCUGCACGAUGCUGUCGUCCUCCCAUAUUUCAUUCAGUUCAUGGAACUUCGGAGGAUGGAGCAUUUGGUUAAGUUUUGGUUAGAGGCUGAAAGUUUUCACUCUACAACUUGGUCCCGAAUAAGAGCACACAGUCUGAACACAGUGAAGCAGAGCUCACUGGCUGAGCCCGUCUCUCCUUCUAAAAAGCACGAAACUGCAGCAGCUUUUGUAACUGAGUCUCUUGACAAGAGAUUAGAGGAUUCUGGCUCAGCCCAGUUGGAAGGAGUUGACCUGAAUAACAGAACUAGCAACACUCCGAAUCACUUGCUGCUUUCCCAGGAACGUGACGGCGCCCAUUCUCUCCACCUGGAAACAGCCAGAACAGGAGCUCAUCGAGGUUCCAUGGAAACCCAGGAAUCCUCCGGACUUACAGUAGCCAGUAGAAAUAGUCCCUCUUCUCCACUAAAGGAAUUAUCAGGAAAAUUAAUGAAAAGUAUAGAACAAGAUGCAGUAAAUACCUUUACCAAAUAUAUAUCUCCAGAUGCUGCUAAACCAAUACCCAUUACAGAAGCAAUGAGAAAUGACAUCAUAGCAAAGAUUUGUGGAGAAGAUGGGCAGGUGGAUCCCAACUGCUUUGUCUCGGCACAGUCCAUAGUCUUCAGUGCAAUGGAGCACGAGCACUUUAGUGAGUUUCUACGAAGUCACCAUUUCUGUAAAUACCAGAUUGAAGUGCUGACCAGUGGAACUGUUUACCUGGCUGACAUUCUCUUCUGUGAGUCAGCCCUCUUUUAUUUCUCUGAGUUCAUGGAGAAGGAGGACGCCGUGAAUAUCCUGCAGUUCUGGCUGGCAGCAGACAACUUCCAGUCUCAGCUCGCUGCCAAAAAGGGCCAGUACGAUGGGCAGGAGGCCCAGAACGACGCCAUGAUUUUAUACGACAAGUACUUCUCCCUCCAGGCCACGCAUCCUCUUGGAUUCGAUGACGUCGUACGGCUGGAAAUUGAAUCCAACAUCUGCAGGGAAGGUGGGCCGCUGCCUAACUGUUUCAGCACUCCGGUGCGGCAGGCCUGGACCACCAUGGAGAAGGUCUUCCUGCCUGGCUUUCUAUCCAGCAACCUUUAUUAUAAAUAUUUGAAUGAUCUCAUCCAUUCGGUGCGUGGAGAUGAGUUCCUGGGAGGGAGUGUCUCGCUGGCGUCUCUGGGCUCUGCCGGCCCCCCUGACGACUCCCACCCCGGGGCGGCCGACAGCUGCGCCUCGCAGUCCAGUGUGAAAAAAGCCAGUGUUAAAAUUCUGAAAAAUUUUGAUGAAGCGAUAAUUGUGGAUGCUGCAAGUCUGGAUCCAGAAUCUUUAUAUCAACGCACGUACGCAGGGAAGAUGACAUUUGGAAGAGUUAGUGACUUGGGGCAGUUCAUCCGAGAAUCUGAGCCUGAACCUGAUGUAAAGAAAUCGAAAGGAUCCAUGUUCUCUCAAGCUAUGAAGAAAUGGGUGCAAGGAAGUACCGAUGAGGCCCAAGAAGAGCUAGCUUGGAAGAUUGCUAAAAUGAUAGUCAGUGAUGUUAUGCAUCAGGCACAGUGUGAUCAGCCGUUAGAGAAACCCACAAAGCUAUGACUUAAGGCCUUUCGGAAAAUGAGAACUUUUUUCCUUUGGUUGGAUUCUUCACCACAGCCGAAGAAAACAGCACUGUAUUUCUUCUCACUGUUGUUCCAAGAAAGAACGGCAGACAAUCCCAGACUUGCACCCCCGGCAGAGUGGCAUGUGGCACACGUGCUGCACACGGUGAUCACACAGUGGGAGUCCUAAAGACAGUGGCAUUGUUUACAUGACUAGGGAAUUAAUAGUUUUCCAAUGGCAAUAACCCAUCUCUGGAAGAGUCUUAGUCCACUGGAACAGGCAGGGACCACACGCCACGAGAGCUGGUAUUCGAUGCACAUCCUAUAGUGGUAACCCAUCCCCAGUAGCAUCAUAAAGCAGGUGCCAGAGGCGCUUUGCUUUUUCUCCUAAACAAACAGGUGAGUCGACCCCUCGAGCCAGGCAGUGCUGUGCCAGCAGGUGGUUUUUCUCCCGGGCCUGCACAGAGGCAUUAAUUUGGAAAGAAGCUAACAGGUCACGGGUCCAGUCUUGGUGACGUUGUCCUUCCCUUUGGUGACAGUGUAUGGUUUUCGCGUUUUCCUUGCUCCUGAGACGCAGUUUACUUGCUCCUUCCUCCGCCCCUGCCUGCUGCCCGGGGGGGCGAGCCUCUGCACGGGAGUGUUACCACUCGCCCCUGCGGAAUUCUGUGCUCCCAUGACGUCACUUCCCUCUGAGUACUUGUGGAGAGGAGCUUACCACAACCAUCACUCCAGUUCUCCCCUGUGGCUCCUUGAACAGAAUGUUUAUUGCCAGAUUGUACAGUUUUUUUAAAAGGUGGGCGGGCAGGGCCGGGGGAAGGAGGGGCACUCCGCUUUGACUGCCUCCCCGCCCUUGCUGUGCGCUGGGAAAUGUGCAGAUUGCGGCCUUUUCCUUCUGUCUGUGGGGUGACGGUGACGAGAGGCCCCUCACUGCACUUUCACUUGGUGGGCUUCGGGGUUUGGACCUCGCCGCAGGGUCGCCCCGUCAGCGAGCACACUCCGCGGGCAGGCAGUCCAGCGCUGCCUCACUGCACGGACUGUUGGGGGGGGAGAACCUUGUCUUAGGUGUUACUGCUUUUGCUCAGACUUUGCAAAAAAAAAAAAAUAAAUAUAUGUAUAUAUACAUAUAAAUAUAUAAUUAUUAGUCACCUCUGUCUUUGAGAAAGUCUUGAAUGAAUAGAGAAAUGUUCCACUGUGGUGUUUGGUCAUAUGGAGGCUGUUUCAUCAGCAGAAGCAGCAGGAAGGCUGGGUGUGAGUUUUUGGUACUAUGUACCACCUCUGUUAUCUUCUCAAGCAAAGUAUUCAUGUACUUAAACCAUAUUCUAUUUAAUUGUGUUUGAUUUUAAAAUAUAUAUGAAAUAUAUUUAAAAUUGUGUCAACUUUCUGCUUUCAGGGCAUUUGUGGCUCCUCUGUUGAAAUGUGUUGACUUCCCAGUAUUUCCUUUUGCUUUACAAGAACACAGGCGUGAGCCGCUCCUGGACGCGGCCUUGUGUUUGGACCGUGUGGCACAGACCUGAGGUGGUGUUAGAUGCAUAUGCUGUGAUAGACCCACUUUGUUCUUUUAACAGAAUAUUUCCAUCCAUUUCACUUUGCUUCAGUCUUUAAAUAACAGAAAAGCAAUAUAAAGGUCAUAGACUAAACUGUGGUUUUGGGUGACUCUUUCUGCCUCUGCAUGUUUUGGAAAAACAAUUUCUGUCAGACUCUAGGCUGCUUAAACUAGUGCUUUCAGUUAAGAUACUGUCCAGUCAUGUCUUUGUGUGGGUUGUGUGCUUCUGAGCUGGAGAAGUCGGUAGUUGUAACGUUCUUAUAGAGAAGAAUAGCAGGCUUGAGGCUAGGUUACUUUUUCUGCCCCACCUGCUGUGGGACACAGACGCAACGUGCGGCCCGAAGCUGUUAGCCAGACGGGAGCUCUGCUCUCCUGCAGUACCUUGCCCUUUUUUCAGGCUGGGAUGGGAAUCAUCUGACCUUGAGCACCAGCCCCUGUGCUGUGUGCCCACAAAACAGAAUUCCCUGGCGGGGUGUUUAUAGGUUCAAGGAAUCAACUGAACAGUCAGCUUUAUCAUGAUGUUGAUUGACAUCCGUGCAAACUGUUGCAAAAAAAAGAUGUAAGUGAAAAGGGGUAUCUUUUGUAACUGGUUGCGUCUUCAUCACUCCUGUAAGAUGUGAUGAAAAUAAGAAGCAGGUAUCAGCCAAGCCCAGUGAAGAGCGAUCAAACAGGGAGCACCUUUUUGUAACCUUUUCUACUUGGGUUUCAGUAUUCAGUAGAACUUUAUAAAAUGUAAGUAAUUUACGUUUCUGGAGCUUUGGCUAGCACAGUAAGAAUUUGGAGGGGAAGCUCACUCUGAAGCACCUGCUGCGGUAGUGGGCGCCUCUGUCAUGACACUGUCGUGGGGCCGUGUGUGUGUACACGAUGACCUCGUCCCUCCCCUCCCUCGCACAGCAGUUGAUUGGAGCAGGGUUGAGCUUCUCCUGAUCCAAACAGACCCAAGAAAAUUCUUUAUCCUAAGAAUUUUGCAAGGGGAAGGAGAAAGCGCAGUCCCCCUGCGGGGUGACAGUGCCUGUCGGGCGCUUACGGGUCAGGAUCCCUGAGCUGGCGCCGCGUGGACAAGCAGAGAGGUGGACAGGCAGAAACGCAGACAUGAGAGCAAGCAGGUGAGAGCAGCGGCCUUGCAGCCUGCAGGCGGCGGAGGUUUCUGGUCCUGGUCCUGGUCCUGGUCCUGGUCCUGCAUCCCUGCCACAGACUCCAUCAAUCCCUCGGGUGUCCUGAGAAUACAUUUUGGCUUUUUGAAAAUCAGUCUGAAGUGAGUUUUUCUUACGCGGAACUAAAAUACUACCAGAUUGCUCUGAUUGCUAAUGAUGGUAUGUACUCAGCAUGUUUGCAAAGUACCACUGAAUUCUGGAGACUUUUUCUUCAGCAAACCUUCCUUGGUCACUUUGUGUAUUCUCUCAAAAUGGAAUCCUAAACUCAAUAGGACAAAAAGACACUCCCUCGUUUUUCCAGGGAGGAGUUGCCCGGGCAAAGGACAGGUCUCUGGCCUGUUGCUGGAUGGAUGGUCACCUUCUGGACCAGGGCCUUUGCACGCUCCCCAGCAUCCUUCUGAAGGAUAAACACCAUUCCCACUUCUUCUUACAUUAAUGAGUAACUGACAAAAGCUUUACAUGAAGGAGAGCAAUGAUUAUCACAAAAUUUGUGAGUGCUGACUGUUUCUACUUUGGCUGGAGCCGGAAGUGGGAGUAAGUUCCUGCAGAACGUUCAAGGUUACAGCUUAGGAGACUCAAGAGAAUGGCUGCCUUGGGGGCCUCUGCAGAUGAGCCCCGGGGCAGCACGGGGAGUGGCUCAGGGAGGGAAGUGGGGUCCUGCAGGGAGUGGGGAUGGGCAGAAACGGGGGACCCUUGUAAGCAGAGGCCACGCGGAGUCGGAGCUCUUCUGCCAGUGGGCGUGUCCUCAUCUGCUCGCUCCACACCACCUGCUCUGGCUGGCACACUGCCCUGGGUGCGACGGGGCACCCCUGGGGCUGCUUCUUAGCAGCCCCCUGCCCCUGGGGGCACUCAUGAGCCCGGGCAGUGGGCGGGCAGGCGCCCGGGAAGCGUGGCUUCCGUUCAGCCGAAGGGAGCUGGCACUGGCCAGAGAGCCAGGUGAGGAUUGUGACAGUGGCGUUUCCUUGAACACCUGGGUCCUUGACCUGGAGUGGACUCCAGGCUUGCCCCAAAAUGACCCCAAGCUGGCCUCUGCCUCCAUCCCAGUAAGAACCCUGCCUGUGGGCGCCUCGUGGCCGGGCUCGAGCUGAGCCUCCAGACCAGGCGGAGCUCCGUGCAGGGCCCAGCGGGCUCCCCAUCUUGGCAAAGAGCCCUUUGCUCUUUCUAAUGACAGAACGACUGAGGUCACAGGUGGUGUUUUAACACCUAUGAGGUGUUUAUGUGCAGGGACACAGGAAGGGCUGGAGACACCUCUGGGCCCCCAGAGCUUCCGUUCUGCUGAGGAGACAGAGGCUGGAAGUUCAUGUCAAGUGGGUGCUGGUCGUUUUGACGUGGGACAGCCCUCUGAGCCUGUGAUUUAACACCCUUCCCUUCCUGGCAGCAGUCACCAGCGUGUGUGACCUCUGCCCCCACCCUUCCUUCCGUGAGCCCCUGAGGGCUGGUUGCCGUGCGGCUCCACGUCCUCUCCGUGGAGACCCAGGCUGACUUGAGGGGCGGGCACCUUGACCCCGGGGCCUCCAGGCUGGCCUCUGAGCGGGGUGGGCCGUGGGGCUCUCUGCAGAGCUCUGGGAAACGUGGAGCCUUAGAAGCUGGAAGCAGGGAGACUAGUGUAAAGGUACUGCCUGCAUGUGGUGUGAGACCCCAGCUCACUGCUGAGCGGGUGCCGUGAGGUGAGCAGCCCCUUCCAGGUUGUCUAAUGAGAACAGCCAGCACUUGAGACCUUCCUGAGUGCCCGUGUGAGGGUCCUGUAAGGGCGGGCUUUUCCCUGAUUGUAAGUGAGGCGGCUGAGGCUUCAAGGGAAAGGAAUUCUCCAGGGGAUCAAGUCCAGGCAGCCGCUGAAAACGUUCCAUUACCGUGAAGCGGUGGUUCCUCCUCCACGCGCAUCCGGAUACCCUGGGGAACGUGUUAAAACGCAUUGCUGGGCCUCCCCCUGCCCUCCGCCCCCCGCCCCAGAGUUUCUGAGUGAGUGGGUCGGGGGUGGGGCCUGAGAACGUGUGUUUUAGAAAAUUCCCAGCUGCUGCUGCUCGCGAGAGCACACUUUUGAGAACCACGGCGUUAGAACCUUUCCCGUAAAUUGGGAGAUGGAUGUUUUCCUUCCCUUUUAUUGGAAAUGCCCACACUACACAGACGUGUAAUUUGAGACCCAUUACUCAUUCACUCGAGCACUUAAAUCCUUUAUCAGUGUUCAGAUGUUCACCAAAGCCGAGGGCACCCGAACGGCUGCCCGCUGGCCAGUGCCUGGGUAGGUCCGAGGCAUGGAGGUGGGUGUCCUCCCCCAGGGUGAGGCUUGAAAGAGACCCAGACCAGCCUUUGCUGGGGACAGUGCACGUGACGUACCUCCAGGGUUGACACUGGGCUGUUGGGGUCACACUGGGGUCCCAGCGGAACCUUUUGCACACAUCCCAUCAGGCCCACUUCAAGUCUGUCCCCCAGGUCCUCAGUGCCAGCUGCCCCCCGAGGCCCCGUCUCCCUUGCUGCCUCUUUUCAGGUCCCUCCCGCAGGGCGCGGCACCUUGUUCUCCUCCAUCUCCCACCCUCCUUGCCACCUGGGAGGCAAACCGUGAUGCAUUCCUGGGGUGGGCGUGAGCUGUUGGGGGCAGGCUAGAAGGACCCCAGGUUCACAGACUCCUGGUCAUCUAGGUCUUUCCCCCAGCACGUGCCCACUGUGUGCGUGUCUCUUCCCUCAAGAUACCAUUUCUCCAUGGUCCCAACACGUGCAGGCCCACCCUCCCCUCCCCUCCCCCAGCUGGGCCAGGACUCUGUCCACAUCAGCAUGGCCCAGGCCCUCCACACAUCCUCAGUCCACAUGCUCCGUGCUGCCUGGGGAGGCUGUCCUCUUACCUUGGUACCCAGCCUGAGUCCGCUUUCCUGCGCACAGCAGAGCCAGUCCACCUACACUGGGUUGUGGUGGAGGAAAGCAUGGCGUUUAUUGCGGGGCCUGAGCAAGGUAAACCCGAACUCCCCCGAGGCUUUCAGGGAAGGGGUUUUAAAGGCCAUAUUAGGGGUGAGGUCGAGGGCUGUGUGAUCAUCUUGUGUACAGUUCUCUGAUGGGCUGGCGGUGAGGUAACAGGUUGGUGUUUCCAGAAUUUCGACCAUAAACCUAGUUCCAGCCUGUCUGGGGUCCACAUGCUGGGGGUCGGUGUGAGUUAACAGCUCAAGGAUGUGGCUAAGGAUGUUAUCUGCAGCCCGUGAGGAACUCAAGGUCUCUGGCUUUGUUUUAUGGCUAAACUAUUGUUUUGGUUUGUUUGACUGUUGCCCUUUGUUUCUGCGUUGUCUCACUUCUCUGAUUAAAUUUGCUCUUUGGACCUCGGGGAAGGCCUAAGAGGCUAAAGCUUUUCUUACAGACAAGAGGCAGGGGACACGGGGGGUGGAUCUGUCCCCAGGAAGCCCCCACGGGGUCCUGCCUCUGGCCCUGGGACCCUCUGGCUCUGUCUUCAGAGCUUUUGUCCCUCGCCACUCCCACCCCAGCAAACUGCACCGUCCACAGUGGCGACCCUGCCUGGGGCUCUCCAGUCGCACCCGCAGCCAGACUGUCGUCUCCUCCAGCUGCUCUACCUCUGGUUUCCCCUCACUUUUCAGCCCCCAGCACCCUCAGACCAUGCAGGCUUGGAGGGUCACAGGUGCCUCCUGUAGGAAUGGGCUGAAAGAGCUGUGGGAAGCAGCUUGGGGAGGAUUCCUGGGGUUUCUCCCUCACCGUCACUGGAGUUGGGUUUUGUAAACCAACUUCAAAGAGCAAGUUCAAAAGCAGUAAGUGAGUAGUUGUGUUGUAAGGAUGACACGCCUGCACCUACAUGACAAACUGGGGCUGGGGAGGACUGUCCUGACGCGCACUUGGGUCAAGCUUCCCAGCGCCCGUGUCGGACCUGUGUCUUAACGCUGCGUCGCAAACAGCUUAGACACAAGUGAAGGAGAGAUGCCUCGAGAAGCCGUGGCUCUAUCAGGAUGAAGGCUUCGGUGUCCAAGCUGCACGUAGAGAGUGCGAACAAAAUUGUUACUUGAAAUGUAAGAUGGGAGAAAAACAGCAAUAUUUUGUACUAAUGUAUUCUUGUAUAUAAUGUUAUUUUAAA